Molecule: messenger RNA, 3192 nt
Organism: Aplosporella prunicola CBS 121167
Lineage: Eukaryota; Fungi; Ascomycota; Dothideomycetes; Botryosphaeriales; Aplosporellaceae
Exons: 4
Coding region: 1-3192 (1063 amino acids)
Biological process (GO): positive regulation of translation; mRNA stabilization
Cellular component (GO): cytosol; cytoplasmic stress granule
Molecular function (GO): RNA cap binding
Source: RefSeq, a predicted model, not a curated record
AUGGCAGCAUCAUUUUCCUAUGCGCAAGCCGCCAAGGGCAUCGUAUCGAACACUACUUCCACCUCUCAAUCCAGCAAGACGCCUUCCGGCACGACUACGCCGGCCGUUGCUUCGGAGCCUAAUGGCUUAAACUGGGCUGAGGACGGCGAGACUGAUGACCAUGCGGCCGAGAACAACGCAGAGGAUGCAAACAAGACGGAGGAAGCUGCUGCUAACGAUGCUCCAUCCUCGUCCCAAAAGCCGGCAGCGAACGCGCAGCCAAACGGCGAUUCCGGAACUUCGUCGCCCAGUGUGGGCGCAUCAUCAUCUUCCGUGACGACCAAGGAGGACGACAGCUCUUCGGUCCCUAACGCUUCCUCUGAUUCCACUUGGGACAGCAAGUCACAGGCAUCGAAUGCGGCCGAAAAGUCCAACGAACAGUCUGGUGCGUCCGAGAAGGGCAAAGGCAAGGAGAAGAAGAAAGAGAAGGAGAAGCCACCAGUUGUUCUUCAGGAAGCCCCUCUCCCCGCAGUGAACAUCUGGAAGCAGAGAGCGGAGGCCCAGGCUAAGACUACACCGGCUCCCAAGCCUGCUGCUUCUACCCCCAAGCCUGCCCAGACGGGUGCGACCAAGGCUUCUACUGACAAGGCGGCUGAGCCCGCCAAGGCCGAUGCCAGGCGGAAGAGCAAGGUGAUUGAUGAAAGCGAAGUGUCCAAAGUGGGUGGAAAACCCCAGGGAGAUAAGCCGCGCCGGGCUGCGCAGCCCACUACUGCCGCACAACCUCCACCUGUGAAGGACCAGGAAUCCUGGCCCACUCCUGAAGAUGUUCUGAAUGAGGACCAAAGGAAAGCCCAAGAGAAGACCGACAAGCCCGAGAAGGAUCGCGUGGUCGCAGCUCCCAAGUCGCAUGGCAAGAACGAAUGGGUUUCGAUGCCAUAUACUCCGUCUGUUGUUUUCAACACCCCCUUGCCCAACACGAAUCCAAGGAGAGGAGGUCGUGGCGGCAGCCGUGGCGGUGCCGCGGUGGGAGGCCGGCCUACCCCCAACGGUGCUAGCAACGGUGUGGCUACGGAAAGAGACUUUGUCAACGGAGAACAACCCAGACGUGGUAGGGCUGACGGUGGUUCCGCUCAAGAGGCGUCUGGCAAGGUGAAGAGGACCGCCAGCGCCAACUCCCAGGCCCCGGCCGGUGGUGAAGCCCAGCGUAACGAUGCGAGUGUGCAGACAGUUCGGUCUUCGAACGCUGACAAUGCCUCUGGCCUCUCUGGCUCUCAAACCGCGCCUCGUAACAACGCCCCUCGCCAGAAGGGCAACAGGAAGUUCGAUCAAGCGGCUUCCGAGAAGCGCAACGACGACUCCGUGUCUCCAUCCGAUUUGUUGCCCAAUGGUGCGGGUUCAUCAGAGCAAGGUCGCAGGAGGUCAUUCUCUCAAGGUGAUGGCCAACAAAUGCCGUCGCGUGGUGCUGAGCGCCGUGCCGGCCAGUUUGGUUCCAUUUCUGGCCGAGAAAGAGGUGAAAACCGCGGUCGUGGAAACAUGCGUGGAGGCCGUAACGGUGCUCAUGGCUACCAGAAUGGCCACCACGCUAGCUAUCCUAACGCUCAUUCCUUCGGUCUUCCACGCUCGCCUACCGGCUACAGCGCGGAGUUCUUUGGACAGGGCUCGCAGCAGCAGCGUGGCUACCGCGGCAACAACGCUCGCUCGCAGUCGAUGCAGGCCGAUACCAUGUUUGGCCGUCCUCCUGCCGGCUACCCUGGCGCCCCGGGAAUGAACCCACUGCAGACAUACGGCCUUUACGAUUACUCGAUGCAGCACCCUAUGAGUGCAGUGCCUUUCAACUACCAGAUGGACCCGUACCAAAUCGCGCAAACUGUUCUGAUGCAACUCGAAUAUUAUUUCUCUGUGGACAACCUGUGCAAGGACAUGUACCUGCGCAAGCACAUGGAUUCUCAGGGUUUCGUUUUCUUGACCUUCAUCGCCGAUUUCAACCGCGUGAAGCAGUUGACCACCGAACUUGAUCUCAUCAGAUAUGCCUGCUGUUUGUCAAAGACUAUCGACUACAGAGUCGGCGCGGAUGGCAAAGAUAGGCUGAGGAAGCGCGAGGGCUGGGAGCAAUGGGUCCUGGCUAUGAACGACCGUGAUGCCUCUGCGCAGAAUGAGGGACCUGAAGAGGUCAACCAACCCCAGAUGCCUCAGGUUCAGGCGGCGCGUUUCCCGGGCUUCCCUGGCGGUAUGCCCGUGAGCCCUCCGUCGGAGGCUUUCCAGCCUCUCAACGGCAUGGUGCAAGGAGCUUCGCCCGUCAACGGCGGUCCUGUCGGAUCUGAUCUCCCCAAUGGCGGCGCCUAUCCCGAGACGAGCCAGCUUCCUUCGAUGAACGUGGGCGCAGUGCCAUCGUUUGCUCCCGCUGCGGCGUCCAACGGCAUGAACCCCGAGGCGGACACGUUCUCCGAUGCGCAGACGAAGGGAUUGACCGUUAUCGUCCGCAAGCGCGACCAGGCAACUGAGAAGCAGCCACCCUUCCACACGGACGCCUCGCGCACCUUUUCUGACGGCGAAGUCGAUGGCAAAUCAAUUGCCAAGGAAUUGCAAAAGACCGACACCAAGCAGGCUGAGGCUCAGACUAACGGUCACGGCCCAGUCGAAGCGAAUGAGGUUCGGAAGUCUGACGUCCUCACGAGAUCAUUAACUCCUGCUACACCUGGAAAUUCCACAAUGCGGCUAUAUUGGGUCAAGGGUCAGGAGAGUCCUGUUGAAUCCGAAUCCUUGCCCCAGGACUCCAAAAUCGUGCUUUACAACGAACUAUACAGAACAGCUCUCGUUCGACGAGAUGCCGCUGCUGUUGGAAAAUGCCCGUACGACAUGGAUGUUCUCUUCCAAUUCUGGUCUCACUUUCUUAUUCGGAACUUCAACACACACAUGUACGAUGACUUUCGUCGGCUGGCCCUCGAGGAUUACGCGCACCGCGCGUCCGACGUAGGCCUGAAGAGCCUCAUCAAGUUCUACGGCGAGGCGCUCUCUAGUCAAACCGUUGUCAUUCGAGAGCGCGUUGCGCAGCAUUACGUGGAUUUGAUCAAGUCCGAAAGCUCCGAGGAGAACAAACCCGCCUUCAACCAGCUCCAAGCAGCCUGGCGAAACCGGAAACUGAACUUGAAGAACCGCAAGAAAAUCAGCGCUUUCAUCGAUGAAGAGCUCAAAAAUUCCCUGGAUUCACAGUAA